This is a messenger RNA of Candida dubliniensis CD36, 1335 nucleotides long. RefSeq names its product Utp9p (gene UTP9). The record is from RefSeq and is a predicted model, not a curated record. Lineage: Eukaryota; Fungi; Ascomycota; Pichiomycetes; Serinales; Debaryomycetaceae. Bases 1 to 1335 code for a protein of 444 amino acids. The transcript has a single exon.
AUGAAGUACGCUUUGAAUGGAAGUAAGGUCGCCACUCUAAUAGAUAGAAAUGGCAAGGAUGAAAUAAGGGUUUACAAUGUUGACGAGAGUGGGGAUUCGGAAGUUGUUGCAUCAAUCAUAUUGGAAGAUAUAAUAGACUUUAUUUGGGCAUCGCCAACCACGAGAAAGAAAAGAACUCCUAAUGGAGGCAGCAAAGAAAGUGAAAAUCAGAAUUUGUUAGUUGUUUUGUUAAAGGGGAGUGUUUUUGUUAUUUUGUCGGAGAGUGCAGAAAUUAAUCGAUUCAAAAUUGAUGAUCAUAUAAAUAAACUUGUAAAAUAUGAUGAUAAUAUAUGGGCAGCAGCUAAAAACAGUAUAUUGAAGAUUAGUCUUGAUGGGGAUGUCAAGGAUAGAAUCAAGGCUCCCCCAUUUAAUGCUGUUAGCAUAUCGAAGAAAAUAGCAUUUGGAUCGACUAGUUUGCAACUUGGCAAAUUUGCCAAAGGGAAAUUUAUCUGUGAGGAUGAGAUUGAAGUAGUUGAAGAAAUAAGAUCUAUUUUGCAGAGUAAAAGCGCAGUGGUGUUGACAGAACAAAACAAUGUAUAUAUAGUCAAGAAAAAAGUUCAAAAACUUGCUAGCGAUGCCCAUCAUAUACAAUUAUUACAUUAUAGAGAUAAAGAUUACAUCGUAGCCAUCAGUGAUAGUUUGAAUUUUUACAAUGACGGCAAACUUGAGAACUCGAUAUCAGGGGAGACUGCAUUAGAAGGGGUGUUACCUGUUGAUGAUUCACUUGUGGUGUUUUGGUCAGGGAAGAAUGAACUUUUAUUCAAGAAGAUAGAAUGGUCUGAUGAGGAGAUUGUGAUUCCCCAUGACGAGCUACUCAUGAAUGGUACUAGGUCUCAUAUCAAGGUAUCCAAACCAAAAGUGUACAAAACCGAUGCCGCAAGUUUAUUAAAGAAAUUAAACGAUAUAACUGACCACGGCGAAAUUGUUAGUCUCUGUCAAUCUGUUUGCGAUUCUGCUGUUAUAAAAGAAGUUGCAAAAGAGAUUGGCAUGGAGUUAUUUCCAGUUAUAAGUGACGCCGUGAGCAAAGACACAACAAAUACAAACCUUGCACUUUGGUUUAAAUGGAUAUAUUUGAUUCACGGCAAACAUAUUGCCAAACAAGAUAUAGCUCCGGUCAAAGAAGCAAAAUGCCAGCUCGAGCUGGGAGUCAAGCUUAUGUCGCAUUUGAUUGCAAUUCAAGGGAAAUUACAGCUUUUGAAAUUGCAAAAUGAGAUGAGAGAGAAAAACGUUGCGAGAGAUGUGACAACCACCAUUGAUGACGACAAUAUGGUUUAUGCCAACGGAGAAGCAGAAUAA